AUGCUGCAAACACUGCGAACCACAAUCCCCUGGCUGCUGGGUAUACCCAUUGUCGCCGGACAGCAGCUGCAAGGUGACCAGGCGCCCUAUGACCUACUCGGCCUCAGCGACUCUUGUUUCUCGGUGAUCAAUACUACAGUGUCGUCCUGCCCGGACUGGUUGAGACAACAUGCCGGAUAUACUGAGCCCAGUGUGGAAGUUGUGCCUCAGGAGGGUUUACAAGCUCUCUGCGAGACCUCGUGUCUCAGCGACUUGACCCAAUUCCGCACUGAGAUUCUGGGGGCCUGCAAUGCAGACACCGAUGUCCUGGUGCCGGAUGGGGGUAUCGCGUAUCCCGCCACCUUUAUUGUCGAUCGUUGGUUAUACGCCAUCGGACUUUCCUGCCUCAAAGACCCCUCCUCUGGCGAUUAUUGCGACAUCAGCGUGGCGAACUGGACAUCAAGCGACGCCAAUUACACUGCGGACCAAGAGUGCUCGUACUGCGGGCUAGCGGUGCAGCAGAAGCAACUCGCGUCCCCAUUCGGAUACACAGAACAGGACGCCGCGGAUUUCGCGUCCCUCACGUUGAGCUGUAGCCAGACCACUUACGCCUAUGCAACUCCAACUGCAUAUGCACUCAAUACCACGACGACAACUCCAUACACCCCAACAUGCACUGCAUCCCAUACCGUCGCGGACGGCGAGUCCUGUGUCUCGAUCUCGGGAGAUUAUAACGUGUCUACCUAUGGGUUGAUCAACGAGAACGCGCUGACCGUUUCCUGCAAUGAGCUCAAAGAGGGCCGCGUCUUAUGUCUCCCUGAGGACUGCACGAUCUGGCAGCUUGACCUGCUUGAUACGUGUGACUCCAUACAGGCAGAUCUGAACAUCACAAUGGCCCAGCUUCUCGCGUGGAACCCGAUGAUCAACAGUGGCUGCUCGAACCUUGCUUCAUGGAGGGGGUGGCAUCUUUGCGCUAGCCCGCCCGGUGGCUCCGUCGCGGUUGGCGAGGGAAACAGCACCUCAACGACGGCCGCUCCGGUCCCUACAGACGCCCAGGCGCAGUCGAACACCGAGUGCGCCACCUGGUACGAGGUCCAAGAAGGCGAUACCUGCUCAAUACUCUCCCUCAAAUUUAGUAUCAGCCUCGCAGACUUGAUAUUCCUGAACCCGCAAAUCGACACCAACUGCACCAAUCUCUGGCUCGACACUUCAUACUGCGUCAAAGCUGUCGGGGACAUCAACACGUACUCUGACUAUCCGUCGUCAACGCCCGCCUAUGUCUUCCCCAAACCCACCACAACUGCCACGUUUACCCCAGUCCCUGUUACCUUGCCAACCCUGAAUCCUCACGCACCGGGAACGCUAGAGGAUUGCGACUUCUACGAUAACCCGUUCGAUGCAGGCCCAAACGCGGGUAUUGAUAUGGCUGCGUGUGAGACAUGGGCGGAUGAGGCUGGCGUUGACCUUGCGACGUUCGUGCAGUGGAACCCUAGCCUGUCGAUCGGGAACUGUACGAUGGACCUGAGCUAUAGCUACUGCAUCAGUCAUGAGCCGGAGCCAGCGGAGACGUUCCCGUACAGCUACUGCUUCUCGGCGAACACGACCUUGAUCCCAGAGAGCUCUGCCCAGCCCUCCGAAUGCAGUUGCUAUAUCCAGUUCCGUGCGGAGGACGAAAGUCUGUUCUCAUGCGACAUGUUCUCCUCAAGGUUCAACACCACCACAUCUGCGGUCUCAGCUCUCAACCCCUGGAUCAAGGCCGGCUCCGACUGCGAGAGCUCAGUGUUCAGUGAAAUCACCGACGGUUACGUUCAGCUCUGUGUGCACAGCUCAAGCCCGACACCCCCCGCUGAGACGCAGCCCGGUGCCGUCUCUGGUUGUAUGAAGUGGCAUGUCGUGGCCAGUGGAGAUGGGUGCGCGGCGAUUGCGGAUGAGUACGGGAUUACGCUGGCAGAUUUCGUUGCAUGGAAUCCUGGUGUUGGGGGGGAUUGUGCGUCCCUAUGGCUGGGCUACGCUGUCUGCGUGGGCGUGUAA
Messenger RNA from Aspergillus mulundensis, 2010 nucleotides. RefSeq names its product LysM peptidoglycan-binding domain-containing protein. Lineage: Eukaryota; Fungi; Ascomycota; Eurotiomycetes; Eurotiales; Aspergillaceae. The record is from RefSeq and is a predicted model, not a curated record. Bases 1 to 2010 code for a protein of 669 amino acids. The transcript is spliced from 8 exons.